AUGUCUUCUGAAGCGGAGCUUGCAGCGUUCAUCCAACGCCAUCGCCAUCUCCUAUCCAGGGAGCGGGAGGCUGAAGUUGAACGAACGUACCUUCUUCUAUCGAACUGCCCACCGAAGCUCCUCGAGCAGAAAGGCCUUGCUUUGGGAGGUCUAGGCGUAUCCAGUAUAAACAUAGGCUUAGGAGGAAAAACCCUUGUAGAGUUGGAACGUCCUACUGCAUAUCACACAACACCCAUCUUUCCACCACACACUUUCAGGCCAGGUGAUCUCGCGAGGAUCGAAGAGAAUGUGUCCAGCGGCACAUCCAAGAAACCCGCAAAAGCCAAGAAACCUGCUGCAGGUGAUGGAAAGAGCGCCAGGUCGGUUGAGGGUGUCGUCUACAAAGUUACGGACACACGCAUCGUAGUGGCAGUUGACGCUUCAGACUCGCAAUCGGAUGACCUCGACCUCCCCGAUCGAUGCCGGGUAGUCAAGCUCGCAAAUAGCGUGACCUACGAUAGGAUGGAAAAGGCGCUCGAUCAGCUGGAGAAGCUCGUCGUGCCCUCAGCUACCGGAGGUAACCCACCGGCAUGGCCCAAAAUGACAAAACUAGUCGAGGUCCUCAUGGGUACCAGCGAGCCCACGAAGCCACAGCCACUCAAAGAUGUAACGUUCUUCGACGCGACCCUCAACGACAGCCAGAAAGAGGCCAUCAAGUUUGCGAUCGCCGCCCCCGAAGUGGCGUGUAUCCACGGGCCCCCCGGCACCGGGAAAACACACACCCUGAUCGAGCUCAUCCGCCAGCUCACCUCGGUGACGCCCUCGAACUCCAAACCGCUGCGGCUCCUCGUAUGCGGCGCGUCCAACCUCUCGGUGGACAAUAUCGUCGAGCGGCUCGUCGCGCUCCCGUCUGCAUCUACGGGCGAGAAGCUGAAGAUCACGCGCCUUGGCCACCCCGCGCGCGUAAUGGCGCACGAGGGGGUCCUCGACGCUACCCUUGACGCGCAGGCUGGCAGGAGUGACCAGGCUGCGCUGGCGAAAGAUGUCAAGAACGAGAUCGAGGCGGCGAUGAGCGUGCUUACCGGUAAGGGCAAGGGGGCAAAGGGUAAGGCCCCACGAGGCGCGGAGAGAAAGAAGAUGUGGGAGGAGGUGAAGGCACUGCGGAAAGAGUAUCGGCAGCGGGAAGGUGGAGUGGUGGAGACUGUCCUGGCUGAGUCCCAGAUCGUUCUGGCGACAUGCCACUCUGCGGGGAGCAAACAGUUGUAUAAGCACGACUUCGACGUCCUCAUCAUUGAUGAAGCCACCCAGGCCCUCGAAGCGGUCUGCUGGAUACCCAUAUUCAAGGCGAAGAAGCUGAUCCUUGCGGGAGACCCCAUGCAACUUCCUCCCACCAUCCUCUCAGUCGACAGCAAGAAGGCGAAGUCGAAGGAUAAGCCCAAUUCUACCCCGAAGUCUUCCAGCAAGAAACCUGACCCGAAACAGAAAGAGAAGAAGAGCGCGCAGACUGAGGAUGUGUUGGAAUCCCCGCAACCACUGAGUGAUGACGAAGCGUCUCAGUCGUCUGAAUCAGAAUGCUCGGAGGAUGACAAGGCCGUCAAAAGCGCGAAGGCUCCAAGUAAUCGACCUCCCGCGGCGGCGAAGGUGCCGUCCAAGCGCCUACGCCCUCCACGGUCGCUGGAAACCACGCUGUUUGACAGGCUCGAAAAGAUGUACGGCCCAGGAAUCAAGCGCAUGCUCAAUGUACAAUACCGAAUGCACGCGCAGAUCGCCGAAUUCCCGUCGAAAGUCAUGUACGCGGGGAAACUGACCUCGCACCCGUCGGUCGCUGCACACCUCCUCAAAGACUUGUCCAACGCAGGCGUGGAUAACGAAGAGGACGAGAAGGAGGUGUUGGGCACGCCCGUGGUGUUUUUCGACACGGCGGGGUGCGAGUACUUCGAGAGGCUCGAAGGCGACGGGGAUGAGGGUAGUAGGUGCAAUGAGAACGAGGCGGAAGUGGUGAAGCGAUGGGUAGAGAAGCUGAUCGGUGCUAGCGUCUUGCCUUCCCAGAUCGCGGUCAUCACGCCGUAUCAAGCGCAGGUGACGCUGCUCACAAGUCUCUUGCGGCCCACGUACGGCGCUGAACUCGAGAUUGGGACGGUCGAUGGGAUGCAAGGCCGUGAAAAGGAGGCUGUUGUGAUUAGCCUGGUGAGAAGUAACGAGACGAGGGAGGUAGGUUUCCUGAAGGAUAAGCGGAGACUGAACGUUGCAAUGACUAGAGCACGACGACACCUGUGCGUCGUCGGGGAUUCUUCUACAGUCCAGCACGGAGGAUCUUUCCUGAAGAAGUGGAUGAAGUGGCUGGAAGACAAUGCCGAUGUCCGAUUUGGAGGCUUGGACUAG
Messenger RNA from Gloeophyllum trabeum ATCC 11539, 2361 nucleotides. RefSeq names its product P-loop containing nucleoside triphosphate hydrolase protein. The record is from RefSeq and is a predicted model, not a curated record. Gene Ontology annotation, molecular function: RNA binding; ATP hydrolysis activity; 5'-3' DNA helicase activity. The transcript has 17 exons. Bases 1 to 2361 code for a protein of 786 amino acids. Lineage: Eukaryota; Fungi; Basidiomycota; Agaricomycetes; Gloeophyllales; Gloeophyllaceae.